AUGGCUGCGCCCAUGAAGAUCCAGAAGAUGCUGUCGGCGAUUUUCGUCUUUGUAAUCGGAUCUUAUGGUAUCCUGGCUGAGGAUUUCUAUGAUGGACAAAGGACAUUUGAUGUUGAACACUGCCUGGAUAAUGACCAAGAAGUGCCCACAUUUACCAAGCGAGGCACUGUAGUGGUGAAGUCCGUCAAAAAUAACAGAGCCUUCCUUUCCGAGCCUGUCAACUUGUCACUGGAUGAGAAGAGAAUGCUUAAAAAUCUGGUAAGGGCCAACGACAUUUACAGAGUGCGUAUGCAAGUGAGGACCACUGGUAACUCUGAGGAGGACUAUGUAUAUUCCUACACUCAGGCAUGUGGAAUCUAUGAGUCAGAGUUGUCAGAUCAUCUAUGGAUCCAUUUUGACCAAUCAGGGGAGAUAAUUGGGUUUUCCAUAUCCACUGAUCCAGCACAGUGUCUUGGUAGCAGUGUAGACAACUCUGACUUGACUCAUUGGAAUACUACAGUAGAUAUAUCACAGACUAUCUUAGGUCCAGCACCUGACACACAAAGUUACAUUGAGAAGAUGAAGAGGGAUGAAAUGGAAAAAGCUAGAGGAUCACAAAGUGACAAUCGUUCUUUCUUCGCAAAAUAUUGGAUGUACAUUGUACCAUUUGUGCUGAUAAUGAUGUUGGCAUCCAGUGCUGAUCCACAAGCAGCUGGUGGUGGAUCAUAGUCCACAGCAUCAAAGUAAACUGACUGGAUUGGAGAACUUGAUCAGCUGAGUGGAACCGUGGAUUAGAAAUCAACAUAUCUACUGAACAAGAGGAGCUGUGGACUAGGGGAGAAGUAACAACAGAGGGCAUUACCUGUUCUAACAUAUAGAUGAAGGGGGUUGGGGCAAAAAAACAUUUAAAUAUUGGAUGAACAGGAUGAGAGGAAAUAGAUUUAAUUAAACUCAAUUACGAAAUAGAAGGAAAGGGGUUUGCUAAGAAUAGAAAGGGACAUUGAAAAGGUUUUGGGGUGUUUAAGAAAGGAAGGGGUAUUCUUCGUAUUCAGGGUUUCAAAGAAUGAGAAGGGGCAUUCUUAGGAUUUCUAAGGGGUGUUCCCAGGAUGGGGGAUUCUAAGAAUGGGAAAGUUCAGUGUUUGGUUGGAAGUGCCCAGGUUACCUGUAACAGGCUAAAAAAUAAAGAAACAUGUCUUUACCUUUGAAGUAGAUGGCUUUUAGGUAAUUAUUUUUGGAUUUCACAAUAAAUAAAGAAAUUAUGUGUUAAACUUUGUGUGUGAAACUUUGAUAUCUUAUCAGUGUUAUUAGUCCAGAUUUACAUUUUUGUCUGAUGCAUGGCUUGUCAUAUUCAUAAGCAGUCCAAAUAUUAACAUUGGCAGAUUACAAUUAAAAUGUAGAUCUAUCUGAUCAAAACACUUUUUUUCUUUAAAUAUAUAUAUGUCAGAUGACUGGAUGAACUUGAUUUAUAUCUUUAAUACUUUCAUUUUCCCAGAUUAGCUGGUAUGUUAUUGAAGGUUAAGUGUUCUAGAAAGAUGUUUUUGUUUUUGAUAUUAUGUUGUGAGUCACCACUGUCAAGGGUAAUGAAUGGAGCACCUAGUGUAGUUGUUUCUUAGUCUGAAACUGUAACUGAAACUGGGUUCAGGACGAAGUUUGAUCCAUAGUUUGAUGUAUACUGUAAGGUAAUUAAUUUUUGUGGGAGUUUUGUUUUCAUUGAUUCCAUUGGUAUUGUUAAUCCAUGAAUAUGCGUGACCAUGAAAUUCCAAAAUCAAGAUUUACGUUAAUUUCACCUCUUAUAGACUUCAAAGUGCUUCUUACCAACAAAACCAAGUACCAACCAAACAGUGAUUUCAUUUCUUUUUUUAUUCAUAUACCCAUGGAAAUCCCCAACAGUUGUCUGACUAGAAUUAUCUGUUGUGUUUGGCCUUCAUUAUAUCCAGAUGAAUUGACAUUGUCUGAUGAAUGUUAAGAAUCAAAUUAGAAUAAGUCUGUCAGAAACUUUUUAUAUAUCAGUAGGCAUUUCCUCCUGUGCAGUUUCAAACAAGUUUAUCACGCUGACAUAGUUACCUUUUCAGAGUUUGGAAAAAGCAAGUUUAAAAAAACAAUAGUACUUGUAAGGAAGGAUGGACACGGAUUAACUAAAGGGAGAUAAUUCUGUCAAACUUUGCUGGUGAAAUAUACAAUCUAUUAGGUAUCUUUCAAUAGCGUGAAAAUGAUACACAGCUCAAUUAAUAUAAACCAAAAGAUAUAGAAGUCUAGCCAGCCCAUUUAUUUAUGAAAGCACUCUCUUGUGGUCAAACUUAAUCUAGAAUAUUGCUUUUUUUUUAAUGGUGCGUGUUCAAUUAAUUUUAGUGCUAAACUGCAUCAUGUUAGCUGUGUAUCUGAUAGCAGAAAAAAAAAUGUUGUUUCUGAUCAGAAUGUUUGGAUAACUUUAAAAAGAAUGCUGUUCAUUACUAGUUUUGUUCUGUUGAUUGAAUUUAACAUUUAAGGUAGGUUUUCAGCAUCAAGCAACCAGCUACUUCGUACGUUAACAAAAUGAUACACAACCAGCUAUUUCGUACAUUGACAAAAUGAUCAUUUACUAGAGUUUCAUUUUCAUGAGUCACAGCAAGAUAAAACAGCGAUGCAUGUAUUACAGGGCAAAUUUGAUUAAACAUCCUGUAGGGAGUAUUCAUUAUUCAAUGUCGACAGGUGUACAGUAUUUUUAUUGUUAUUUUCAAUAAAGUAUUGUAUUCCAGAAAAUGUAUCCAGAUAAUUUUUUCCGAAAAUCUCUCGACUUCUGUUAGUUUUACUGUGAAAUGAUUGGUAAUGUAUUUUAUCUAAUGUGUUUACAAUAGGCAGUAUACAAGGUAUGAUAGUAAUGUAUUUGAUGUAUGAAAAGUGUUUAAAAAUUGUAUAAUAUGAAAGUGUAUAAAAAGUAUUUAUUACUAUUGUAUGUUGCAUCAAUGCUUGUUACACUUCGAUUGCACAUUCUCAAUCAUGUAUUGCAUUAAUUAAACACAAAAAUGUAGUUUGUUGUAUAAAUUUCCCAUGAAGUGUAAAAAAAAAAAGUUCCAUUUAGUACACAUUGCGAAAUGCUAUCAAGCCAUGAUAUCAGUAUUCAUAAUACUAAGUGUGAAAAUGUUUAACUAAGAUGACUGACUGAUUUGUGUCAUAAUUUAAGCUGUUUUCUAUAACUGGGAAACUCCAGUUCCAUUACACAAAGUGUGGAGAUGUUCAACUGUGAUGGUCAAUUUAUGUCAUAAUCUAAAUGUAAAUUUUUUUCUUGUAAUAAUUCAAGAAGCCACAUUGCAAGAUUUCAUUUCUAAAUAUGGAAAAUUGUUAAAUCAUUUCGUCGUUACAUCUCGUAAAAUACACUUGUAUGGGUAAUUUAGAUGUUUACAGGAUUCAAGUUGAGCGUGUGUAGCGUUAUGAUGUAAACACAUUUAAGCAGUUUUCUUAUCAAAUUUUUUAUUUUCUUUCCCCAACACAGCUGCAUUACAUUCCUAAAAUAUCCUUUCAUGAGAGAGAAAAUACUUGACUGAACCAAUCGUAUAACUGAUGAUGUAUGAAUACCUGUUCAACACUUUGACAGAAGAAGUAGAAGUAUGGUUGUCAUACUUUUAUAUUGUGCAUUAUCAGCCCUUGCUGUUAUGAAUCGAAACAGAGUGAAGUAGUGUGUGUUGGUGUGUGAAAAAAAUUGUGUUCCUUAAGAAGUUACAUGUAUGAAUCUGUGUGAACUGCAUAUAAAAUCCAGUGGCAAAGUUUGAGAUAAGUGUUGAUGAAUGACACGAGUAUUUGUUCCAAUAAAGAAGAAAAAAAUCAA
Molecule: messenger RNA, 3781 nt
Organism: Ylistrum balloti
Lineage: Eukaryota; Metazoa; Mollusca; Bivalvia; Pectinida; Pectinidae
Product: ER membrane protein complex subunit 10-like
Exons: 7
Coding region: 1-708 (235 amino acids)
Cellular component (GO): EMC complex
Source: RefSeq, a predicted model, not a curated record